CUUUCUUUCUGAAUUCACUUGACUAUAAGAAAAUUAAUCGUCAAUUGGUUGAUAGUUACAAAUUAAAAUAAAAUCGCUAGUGAACUGAAAGCACAAUGUGGCGACUUAAGAUAGCAGAGAGAGGUAACGACCCUUAUAUUUAUAGCUCAAAUAACUAUCUUGGGAGACAGAUAUGGGAAUUUGAUCCUGAAGCUGGCACACCUGAAGAGCAAGCUGAGGUUGAAGAUGCUCGCCAAAACUUCUGGAAAAAUCGGUUUCAGGUCAAGCCUAGUUCUGAUCUCCUCUGGCAAUUCCAGGCUCUAAGAGAGAAAAAGUUCAAACAAACAAUUCCAAAAGUACAGGUUGAGAAUGGUGAGGAAAUAACAUAUGAAACAACAACAGCAGCAUUGAGGAGAAUUGUUAAUUUAUUCACAGCCUUGCAGGCUAGCGAUGGCCAUUGGCCUGCAACAAAUUCUGGGACACUGUUCUUCUUACCUCCUUUGAUCUUUGUACUAUACAUUACAGGUUAUCUAAAUGCAGUAAUCACUGAGGAGCAUCGCAGACAAAUUCUGCAUUACAUGUACUGUCAUCAGGUACAAAUAAGAUAUGUAAUUGACGAAAUGCUUCAUCAGUUUUUUACGCAGAGGUCCUCAGCAUCAUGUUUUCUACAGAAUGAAGAUGGCGGAUGGGGACUGCACAUAGAGGGUCAUAGCAUCAUGUUCUGUACAGUUCUUAACUACCUUUGUAUGCGGAUGCUCGGAGAAGGACCUGAUGGUGGGGAAGAGAACUCAUGUGAAAGAGCAAGAAUGUGGAUUCUUGACCAUGGCACUGCAAUUGCCAUACCCUCUUGGGGAAAGAUAUGGCUUUCGAUACUUGGUCUUUAUGACUGGUCCGGAACUAAUCCAGUUCCCCCUGAAUUUUGGGCAAUCCCAAGUUCCUUCCCUGUGCAUCCAGCAAAAAUGUUGAGCUAUUGUAGGAUGACUUACCUGCCAAUGUCAUAUUUGUAUGGAAAAAGAUUUGUGUGCUCAGUAACACCUCUGAUUUUGCAACUGAGACAAGAAAUUUUCAACCAACCUUAUGGAGGAAUCAAUUGGAAGAAUGUGCGCCAUUUAUGUGCAAAGGAAGAUCUCUACUAUCCACGUACUUUCGUGCAAACAUUAUUGUGGGAUGUUCUAUACAAUUUUACAGAACCUCUGCUUACUCAUUGGCCGUUUAGCAAAUUGAGAGAGAGAGCUCUUCAGAAAACAAUAGCCCACAUACAUUACGAAGAUGAAAGCAGUAGCUAUAUUACCAUUGGCUGCACUGAUAAGCCACUGUCCAUGCUUGCUUGUUGGAUUGAAGAUCCCAAUGGGGAAUACUUUAAGAAGCAUCUUGCUAGGUUCGCGGAUUUCUUAUGGGUUGCAGAAGAUGGAAUGACUGCACAGACUUUUGGCAGUCAAAUAUGGGAUGCUAGUUUUGCCCUCCAAGCUUUGAUUGCUUGCGAUCUGUCAGACGAAAUAGGAUCUACACUUAAGGAAGGACAUAAAUUCAUAAAGAAUUCUCAGGUUUCCAAGAACCCUCCUGGCGACUUCAAACGCAUGUUUCGUCAUAUCUCGAAAGGAGCAUGGACUUUCUCUGAUAGAGAUCAUGGAUGGCAAGUUUCUGAUUGCACUGCAGAAGCUUUAACGUGUUGCCUACUAUUCUCAAUGAUGCCCCUGGAAAUUGUUGGUGAGAAAUUGGAAUCUAAGAAAUUAUUUGAUGCAGUGAAUGUCCUACUCACUCUUCAGAGUUCAAAUGGUGGUGUAUCGGCGUGGGAGCCAGCACCUUCAACAUUCUGGAUGGAGUGGCUCAAUCCUAUGGAGUUUUUCGAGGACGCCAUCAUUGAGCAUGAGUAUGUUGAAUGCACUUCAUCGGCUAUCCACGCACUGGUUCUGUUCAAAAAUUUGUAUUCUGAUCACAGAAAGGUGGAGAUUGAAAAUUUUAUUGAGAAUGCUGCAGAAUUUAUUCAAGACAUACAGAGGCCUGACGGUUCAUGGUAUGGAAAUUGGGGAAUAUGCUUUACAUAUGGCACAUGGUUUGCACUCAGAGGUUUAACUGCUGCAGGCAAGACAUACUACAAUUGUUCUGCAGUGCGUAAAGGAGUGAAUUUUCUACUCAAAUCACAAAGGGAAGAUGGUGGUUGGGGAGAGAGUUAUCUUUCAUGCCCAAAGAAGGAAUAUGUACCCCUUGAAGGUAAUAGGUCAAAUCUGGUACAUACUGCAUGGGCAUUGAUGGGUCUAAUUCAUGCCGGGCAGGCGCAGAUAGACCCCGCACCACUGCAUCUUGCUGCAAAGCUGCUAAUCAAUUCACAAACAGAACUUGGUGAUUUUCCUCAACAGGAAAUUUCGGGAGUUUACAUGAGGAAUUGCAUGUUGCACUAUGCAGCAUAUAGGAAAAUUUUCCCUCUGUGGGCUCUGGCAGAAUAUCGCCGGCAUGUUAUUGCCUUCAAAGAAGGAGUUGAAAAAGAAAUUUUGUAGGAGGGAUGGGAAGUCUCGAACCUAAAUUUCUGACCAAGUUGAGAGACACACCAACAACCGUGCCAAGCUUGUGGGUGCAAGUAGUUGUUUUUAGUAGAUAAUUUGGGUUGAGCAAUUUGGUAUAGUGUGACUGGCAAUUCAUUGUUAUUCCGUCAAUACUCGUAAUCUAUCUGAUACAAUACAGAAAGAAGCAGGUGUUCCUUUAAUGUAGAGUACUACAUAUUUCUUUA
Ricinus communis (castor bean) is the source of this 2704-nucleotide messenger RNA. Its product is annotated as lupeol synthase-like. The coding region runs from base 96 to 2474 and encodes 792 amino acids. Gene Ontology annotation, cellular component: lipid droplet. The record is from RefSeq and is a predicted model, not a curated record. The transcript has 17 exons. Gene Ontology annotation, biological process: triterpenoid biosynthetic process. Gene Ontology annotation, molecular function: beta-amyrin synthase activity. NCBI's taxonomy places the organism in Eukaryota, Viridiplantae, Streptophyta, Magnoliopsida, Malpighiales, Euphorbiaceae.